Molecule: messenger RNA, 3573 nt
Organism: Photinus pyralis (common eastern firefly)
Lineage: Eukaryota; Metazoa; Arthropoda; Insecta; Coleoptera; Lampyridae
Gene: GATAd
Exons: 7
Coding region: 233-2287 (684 amino acids)
Biological process (GO): positive regulation of transcription by RNA polymerase II; negative regulation of transcription by RNA polymerase II; cell fate commitment
Cellular component (GO): nucleus
Molecular function (GO): DNA-binding transcription factor activity, RNA polymerase II-specific; zinc ion binding; RNA polymerase II cis-regulatory region sequence-specific DNA binding
Source: RefSeq, a predicted model, not a curated record
AGUGAUAAGAGCCAUCGUACGCUAAUCAUUGCACCUUUUAAUCAAGGUGGCCAUGGCAGUGCCUUAAUUUAUAUCCCAGCUCUGACAAACGAAAUGAAUCGUCGUGCGCGUGUGAAUCUUUCGAAUUUAACCCGAAAACAAUAAAGGAGGCUGUGCAAAUUAUUGUUUUUAUGUUAAAUGUAACGUUAAGCUUAAUGUGUCGCUUUGUUUUUGUGUUUUUACGUGUUUAAAUAUGUGUAAUGUACCGCCAAAGUUUUAUCAAGUGUGUCGUCUUUGUUUAUCAUGUCCGGAAAGUACUGAUAGGGGUAUCAAUUUAUCUAUUUUCGAAAAUGAUAUCGCCGACAGGAACAUCCCGACUAAGAUAAUGACGUGUCUCUCUAUACUGGUGUCUGACAAGGAUCCACUUCCACAUGUAAUAUGCUUUCGGUGCGCCAAUCAACUGGACGUUUUGAACGAAUUCAAAGAAGCCGCACGAAAAUCUGAAACGCUACUGUUCCAGUUUUUAGCUUAUGCUCGUCAGGUUACCGGUUCAUCUCAGGAAAAAUUGGAACAAUCAAGUGAAAUGUUAGACUCUCUAUUAACCUCGAAUUCGCAUACAACAAAACUUCCAUGCGAGAAAGCAGUUUCUCUUCACGUUCUAGACGGAUCUUCACGAUUAACCGAUUACACAUCCGAACAAACCCGUAAAUUAGAAAGCUCCGAGCAUCUUCCAGACAUACUAAACAUAAAGCAAGAAGUUAUCAUCGAAGAAGAAGAAGAAAUGGGCAGAGAUCUGUCGAUAAAAAAAGAAGAUCGAACCUCGCCGCCGCCCGCGCUAACGAUCAGGCCUGUUAUGGACUACGAACAACGAGUGCUGGACCCCCUAACGCGUUUAAAGAACGAUUCCGCAAUACAAAUCACUCCGAUACUUUCCACGAAUGCAGAUUGCAAACAGUCGUUACCCAUUUUACCUGCAGAUCACGCCUCCGUUAAUGCGGAUCCCAAUUUUAGUAAAGAAAAAUCAGCUUUAAGUAUAGAGCCUAUACAUACAACCAAUAGCGUCAUUCGUGAAAUGUAUCCCUCAGAACCUGCCGAUCUAUCCAAUAAGAAACCUGAAAAUGUAACGUGUGUGCCUGAAAUAGAAUUUAUUAAGGAAGAAGUGAACGACGCAGCUUCUGAUUAUAGUAAUAGUUCAGAUCCGGAACGUUUAGAGGUCGAUAUGUCUCAGGGAGUGGACGAGCAUUCAAAUUCGACAACGGCAAGCGCCACGUCACCCACACCCGAUCAACAGCAAGAAGAACGGCAGCUCUGGAAAGCUUUAUCGCAAAAUGGCCACUCUCAGGGACAGUCGUUAACGGGGGAAGCCAGCCAGUUGUUAAGGAAGUUGAUUACCUGUCGUAAAUUGGGGAUGAGCAUCACGCCGGCGCCCUCAAACGUACCUGCGACCUUUGAUGAUCACAGAAAUAAUUUUGGAAGAGAUUUGACGCUCGAUGCAACAGGAAACAAACUGGGAAGACGAAAACAAACAUUUCCAACGAAGGCUACUUUGGAUGAACCUACGGGAAGAGAGGUAAGUCCGUGUCAAGAUUCUGAAGAGGUAGAAUACAUGCCAGACUUCACUGGUAAUAAUCCUUGGUUUAAUUUGCAAAUCGUGAAAACAAAGGGUGGAGCGGGAAUGGCACGUCGUGUCGACCUCUCUUGCACAAACUGCGGUACACAAACCACAACGAUAUGGAGAAGAAACGUUAAAGGUGAAAUGGUCUGCAACGCCUGCGGCUUGUAUUUUAAGCUGCACGGCGUCGAUCGUCCUCACACGAUGCGAAGAGACACGAUUCAUACGAGACGCCGGAGGCCGAAGGCGUCCGAGUCUGGGAUUGAGAAAGAGAAAAGCAAAGGUAAGAAAUCGAGCAGUACAAACGAAGUGGAUUACGAAAAUUCGUAUGAAACACCUCGUAAGGGAAACCGCAAGUCGAACAUUUCCGAAGUCGACACGGAUGAAAUGCUGACCGCAUUAAGGAGGCAAAUUCCCGUCGCUCCAAAAAUAGUUAAUAGUAACAGCGAGGCCGACACGGAGGACAUGCUGAGCGCGCUGCGCCGACAAAUUCAACCCCACCUGGUCAUGGCACUGCAGGGCCACGCGAAUCCGAGCUAUACAAAUAUUCAGACGCGAAAGUUUCAUCCGAUUUUGCCAAAGGAGGAAUCUACCAUCGGAUCGACAUUGGAAAUGGACGAUUCAGACGACGACAGCAUUACCGAUCUGCCACUUAAUCUCGUUGCAACUCAAAUGGCCGAAACGGAAACUCAUUAGUAUUAUUUCAUUUUUGCCUGUCAUUGACGAUUGUAGUAAAUGGACGCCAUCGAGUAAAUUAUUUUAUAUACGUAUUUAAUUGCUCUCUACGUAUAAAACGUACUUACAAAAAUGCAACUAACAAUACUCAUUAUUACAUAACUCAAUUACUUAAGUGUUGGUUCAUACAGCAACCAAUGGUGAUAUUUUGAGCUAUAAAUCUACCGUUUAUUAUUAUAUUAUUAUUUCAGUGACAUUUUGCUUACGUGUAUGCCAGUACCUUAAGUUUCUGUGUAUUUAUCUGUAGUAUUAUUUUUACAUGUCAUUGGCAAUACUCAGUAUUUUUUAAGUAGUUUCUGUAAUUGUUAAAUUGAAGCAUGUUGAAUUGUCGGCACGUUUAUGAAAUCUGUUACGUUUGAUACUAGUAAUGUUAUAUUUGGAGUAAGUGACCUACUUAUAUUUGUAAUUUAUGAUCGUUUCUGUACUUUUUUACCUAAACCGGUUGAUAAUUGAUUUGUACUUUUAUUUAAUAACCUUAACAGUAGCGAUUAGCAACAUUUUGUAGUGUAGUGUGACGUUUUUGUAUUAUUUUUAAGCUUUUAAAGCAGCAGUUUUCUACGUAGGCUCUCUACCAUUUGUGUUAUAAUUGUUUAAAUUCGUCUUUUACUACGAAUUCAAAUAGUUAUAAAGUGAAGUCUAGAGUGGCGUAACAUUGUAGUAUUAACAAAAGAGUGAUAUUUCUAACAUAUUUACCCUAAUUUUAUUUUGAUAUUAACUUAUUAUGAUCCAAAAUCAGUAUUGUAUACCUUUUUUUUUACUUUUAAGCCCAUUGCCUUAGAUGUUUAAUUUUAUUCUCUAAUUUGGCAGCUUUGGAAUAGUUUAAUCUAUUUUGGAUUAAUUGUUGUAUAAUUUUUGAAAGACGGUAAUUGUUAAUUGUUUACGUGAAAUUCUAAGAGCCCUUCCCGAACUGAGUGACUGAACGUUUCUUACCUAUUUACACUUUACGUACCAAUACUCAAAUUUAAUAUACAAUUUGGCAUUAAUAGUUUUAAUGUAACAUAGGCAUUUUAUAUACUGUUACGAGAUUGGUCGGUUGUGAAUUUUAUUGCGGAAAAGAGAUGAUAAUUGUGCAUUGACGUAUUGGUCUUUUCCUUGACGUGUAUGACUGUAACUCCUAACUGUUGCACUUACUGUUACAGUAAGGAAUAAUUAAGUUUAAUAAGAUCUGUUCUUGUAAUAACUUAACAAAAUCGCUAUUAGUGUUAGAAUAUUUUUUUACAAAUAAACAUGGCUGCUAAUCAAAGUUA